Chelmon rostratus (copperband butterflyfish) is the source of this 7512-nucleotide messenger RNA. It is a transcript of the gene ric1, whose product is annotated as RIC1 homolog, RAB6A GEF complex partner 1. Gene Ontology annotation, cellular component: Ric1-Rgp1 guanyl-nucleotide exchange factor complex; Golgi membrane; cytosol. Lineage: Eukaryota; Metazoa; Chordata; Actinopteri; Chaetodontiformes; Chaetodontidae. The transcript has 27 exons. Gene Ontology annotation, molecular function: protein binding. The record is from RefSeq and is a predicted model, not a curated record. Gene Ontology annotation, biological process: retrograde transport, endosome to Golgi; intracellular protein transport. The coding region runs from base 486 to 4829 and encodes 1447 amino acids.
UAAAAAUGGCGACGGAUAGGCACAGAGGAGUGAAAACUGGACGCUUUACCGCUAUUAAACACCGUUGGUUCAGACACCGUAAAAACUGACAAGGCGGCGGGAGCUAAAGUACAUCGUCCUUUUGUCAGACGCGGUACGUUGUUUGGUGCUGUAUGGUGACCCGCCGGGCCUGGCUGCUUUUGUUUUCGGUUAGUCGUUGCCUUGGACAGCUCGUUAGCCUCAAGUUGGUAAGCCAAUGCUAGCCCAGGGCUAGCUGUGUAGCCCCAUCGGCUGCUGGGAUCUCUCUGUACGGCAUUCGUGGAUUGAUAGCCUGCCCAGCGUAAACGCUGUACCUACUUGUACAUGUACCUACUUAAAGUUUUAUUUUUUACGGAAAGAGCACCCAUGACUCGGUUGGAUUAAAAUAAAUACUUUCGGAGGAAUCCGGAGCACCGACGACCUGGCAUUGCGACACUGGAGCGUCGAAGCGGAGUGAGUUUGCCGUCAUGUAUUUUCUAACCGGCUGGCCCCGGAGGCUGCUUUGUCCGCUGAGGAGUGAAGAGGAGCCUUUCCACAUCCAGCCCAGCUCCCAGAGGUUUUACUUCGCCGUGCUGUCAGAGACACAGCUCAGCAUCUGGUUUAGUCGGCCCAGUGUUUUGAUAGUCAGCUAUAUCGAGUCUGCAAAGGCGGCGGCCCAGUUUGGCUUCUACCAGAAAGCAGAAUGGAAACCAGACGACUCCAUGAUAGCUGUAGCGACUGCCAAAGGCUACAUCCUCUUGUUUGAUGUGCUGGGUGGAGGGGAUGACAAGUACCUCUAUGAGCCUGUCUAUCCAAGAGGAAGUACUCGUGUGAAAGUGACCCCGGGCUAUAAGGAGGAGCAAUGUGCCCCUGCCCUGUCUUUAGAGAUGAAGAAGCCUGUAGAUCUGGAGGCCCCCAUUACCAGUCUGCAGACACUCCAGGAGGACUUACUGGUGUGCACCGCAGACGGCUACCUCCAUGUGCUGCACUGGGACGGGCUAGGCAGCAACGGACGCAAGGCCAUCUGUCUCACUACAAUCCCCUUCUCGCUAGACCUGCAGUCCGCUCGAGGUGGUCCCUCCCUGGAUCUAGAGGGAGUGUAUAUCCGUUCCAUGGAGUAUUGUGUGACUCUUGACGGCUUUGCUGUGGUACUGUGUGACGGACGACUCGGCUUUAUCACACCGCUCAGCAACACCAUCACCACAGAUCAGCUGCAGGGCGUCUGGGCAGCAGAUGUGACUGAUGGCACCUGUGUGGCUGUCAACAACAAGUACAGACUGAUGGCCUUUGGCUGUGCCAGCGGCUCAGUGCUGGUGUACAUGAUUGACACCACAACCGGAUCCAUGCAGCUCUCCCACAAACUGGAGCUCACCCCAAAACACUACCCAGACAUCUAUAACAAGACAGGCCCAGUCAAGCUGAUCUGCUGGUCACCUGACUACAGCGUUGCCAUGGUUACGUGGGAAUGUGGCGGCCUGUCGCUGUGGAGUGUCUUUGGAGCUCAACUCAUCUGCACCCUGGGAGAGGACUUUGCGUAUCGUUCUGAUGGUACCAAAAAGGACCCCAUUAAAAUCAGCUCUAUGAGCUGGGGAGCAGAGGGCUACCACUUGUGGGUGCUUCCUAACAAACAGGAGAGCAGAAGGCAGGAGGAGCAGCAGCAGCCGCAGCAGGAGGAGGAGAUGGUCGCACCUCCUCACUCCUCCCUGCAGGCCGGCAUACUGCAGUUCCACUUCAUCAAGAGUGCCCUCACAGUCAACCCGUGCACGAGUAACCAGGAGCAGGUGCUUCUCCAUGGUGAAGACCGCCUCUACCUGACCUGCGGCGACCCCACGCAGGUCAACAGCACCUCUGACACACACCCGCACACACACUUACACCCACGUGACGGAAGCCCGCUGCACCAUCCCCCCAACCCCGAUUCCUCUCUCUCUCAGGGACUCAGCACUUUACUGGGACACAAGCACUGGCACGUGGUCCAGAUUCAUAGCACAUACCUAGAGAGCAACUGGCCUAUACGGUUUGCAGCCAUAGACACAGCAGGCCAGUGCAUGGCUGUAGCAGGAAGACGGGGCUUUGCACACUACUCAUUAUUCACAAGAAAAUGGAAGCUGUUUGGAAAUAUCACUCAGGAGCAGAACAUGACAGUGACAGGAGGUCUGGCUUGGUGGAAUGACUUUGUGGUGGUGGCCUGUUACAAUUUUAUAGACCAGCAAGAGCAGUUGAGACUCUAUCAACGCUCAACCAACCUGGACAACGCCUUUGCAUCUGUCACCAAGCUGCACUCAGACACUCUGCUGCUCAACGUGUUCAGAGACAUGGUCAUCCUGUUUAGAGCGGACUGCUCCAUCUGCCUCUACAGCAUAGAGAGGAGGAACGACAGUCCGCACCCGACAGCCAGCGUGGAGUUGUUGCAGGAGGUGUCAAUGUCUCGCUACAUCCCUCACCCUGCCCUCGUGGUCUCUGUCACACUCACCUCUGUGCGCACAGAGACUGGCAUCACUUUGAAAGCCCCACAGCAGGCCUGCAUGGCAGAGAGCAUCAUGUUGAAUCUGGCUGGCCAGUUGAUCAUGCUGCAGAGGGACCGUUCAGGACCGCAGGUACGAGAGAAGGAGACGCCUGCCAACAACAAGAAGCUGCUACCAUUUUGUCCUCCGGUAGUCCUGGCCCAGUGUGUGGAGAACGUGUGGACCACCUGUCGCUCCAAUAGGAAGAAGCGCCACCUGCUGGAGGCCCUGUGGUUGUCCUGUGGUGAGGCAGGGAUGAAAGUCUGGCUGCCUCUGUUUCCUCGGGACCAUCGCAAGCCCCACUCCUUCCUCUCCAGACGCAUCAUGCUGCCCUUCCACAUCAACAUCUACCCACUGGCUGUGCUGUUUGAGGAUGCCCUGGUACUGGGGGCAACCAAUGAGACUGUGCUGUAUGAUGGGCUGCAGGGAUCCUCUGAGCCACUGGAGGCGCUGUUUCCUUACUGCACUGUAGAGAGAACCUCCCAGAUCUACCUCCAUCACAUCCUGAGGCAGCUGCUGGUUCGCAACCUGGGUGAACAGGCUUUGAUGCUGGCUCAGUCAUGUGCCUCCCUCCCUUACUUCCCCCAUGUCAUGGAGCUGAUGGUGCACGUCGUGCUGGAAGAAGAGGCGACAUCGCGGGAGCCCAUCCCCGACCCUCUGCUGCCGACCGUGGCCAAAUUUAUCACCGAGUUCCCCCUCUUCCUGCAGACCAUCGUCCACUGUGCCAGGAAGACGGAGUAUGCCCUGUGGAACUACCUGUUUGCCGCUGUGGGAAACCCCAAAGAUCUGUUUGAGGAGUGCCUCAUGGCUCAAGACCUGGACACAGCAGCCUCCUAUCUGAUUAUACUGCAGAACAUGGAGGUUCCAGCAGUGAGCAGACAGCACGCCACUCUGCUCUUCAACACAGCGCUUGAGCAGGGGAAGUGGGACCUCUGCCGUCACAUGAUCCGAUUCCUCAAAGCCAUCGGCUCCGGGGAGAUGGAGACUCCGCCCCCAACACCCACCACUCAGGAACCCAGCUCAACGGGGGGCUUUGAGUUCUUCAGAAAUCGCAGCAUCAGUUUGUCGCAGUCUGCAGACUCCGUCAACACGGGCAAGUUCAACCUGCAGAAGACCUUCAGUAUGCCCUCUGGACCCUCUGUUAAAGGUCGGGAUGUGGAGUGUGCAGAGAACAUGUAUAUCGACAUGAUGCUCUGGCGCCACGCCCGCCACCUCCUGGAGCAGGUGCGCCUCCGCGACCUGGGGUGCUUUUCAGCGCAGCUGGGCUUCGAACUCAUCGGCUGGUUGUGUCGCGAACGAAACCGCGUGGCCCGUGUUGAUGAUUUUGUUUCGGCGCUGAAGAGACUCCAUAAGGAUUUUCUCUGGCCCUUCCCUGUUAUCCCCGUGGGAAGCCUCAGCUCGCCCUUGAAGAACGGACGGUGUCGCGCAGUGCUGAGCACACGGCUGUUGAAGUCACAGUCGGCUGACAGCCUGUUGAACAGCGACAUGGACACAGCGCCCCCUCAGGCGGCUUCCUCCAACCACACCUGGCUGGACGGGCUCAGUCAGAGGGCCAAGGACAUGGACACGGCCUCCUCUGCUCACUCCAACCAACACUCACCACAGACACAUGAUGCGUUCUUGUCCCUGCUCACCAACAAAGUGGAAGAGUACAGUGUCGGCUCGGCCACAGACUUGACAGAGACCAGCUCGGUGGUAGAUGGUGAUUGGACGAUGGUUGACGAGAACUCCUCCACUCUGAGCCUGAGCCAGGCCGAGUUGGAGCAUAUCUCCAUGGAGCUGGCCAACAAAGGCCCGCACAAGUCACAGGUGCAGCUCAGGUAUCUCCUUCACGUGUUCAUGGAGGCGGGCUGUCUGGAGUGGUGCGUAGUGAUCGGCUUGAUCCUGCGGGACGCCAGCGUCAUAAAGCAGGUCAUCGGCUUCCUGGACAACGUGGAGGUUCCUCAAGAAACUGUGCAGAGUGUCCGAAGCGGUUUGCUGGCUGUUGACACGUGGGCCUCCACUGAUUGCUUGGGAUACAAACCUUUUCUCAACCUGAUCCAGCCGCAGCUGCAGCUGCUGAUGGAUUCAGCAGCAGGCGAGCAGGUGCAGCCUGAGGCCUUCCAGCCCUCCAGCCAGAGCUCCAAGCUCGGCGGUCCCGAAGGGCUGGGAGGUGCUGCGGUGCCACGGGCGGAGGACAGUAGAGGAGUAGCGACUCCGCUGGGCCUGGCGCUGCCCCCCCUGGAACCUGCGGGAGGGUUUUCCCGUCCCCCUUCUGAGGACUGUGCUCCCGAACAGACAGAGGAGCAGGGAGAGGAAGAGGGAGCCUAUGACUGCACCUUGUCCUGAAGCCAGGAGCCUCCUCUGGAUCUUACCUGUGAACUUUGGACCUCGGAGGGAAAAAGAGGAGGAGGAGGGAGCAGCAGCGGCAGCAUUGGCUUGAAAUAGACUUUUUUUUUGUGUGUGUGUGUGUGUGUGUGUGUGUGUGUGUGUGUGUGUGUGUGUGUGUGUGUGUGUAUGCCUGUGUAUGUGUGUGUGUUUGUGUGUGUGCACAGAAAGUACCUCUCCUGCAGGUUCUUAGUUAAGUCAGUAUUAUCCACAUUUCAGAUUUGCCCUUUGUGUCGACUAGAACCCUGUGGAUACUGAGCAAGUGACGAGCGACAGACAGCCCGACUGGCACAAGCGCAUCACAGCACAAGCAAAGAGAGGGUUCAGCCCGACGGUUCCUCUCUAACCGGCCUCAUUUUACCAAAAUGUGCUGUCAGACAAAAGGCCGCCUCUGUCAGUUUAUACAUCGGGUUGUGGUGUUAGGGAGCUGUAGACCAGCACAAGAAAGCACCAGGAUUUUUUUUUUUAAUUCCAAGACAGAUGUUUUGUGUGUGUAGCUUUUCUUUGGCAGACAUUCAAGAGCAACUGGAGGCUUUCUUUCACUGUCCAGACAAAAAGCUCCAUUGUUCCCUUUUGGUUUAAAGCUGCAAGAAUCAGUUCAAAGAAGAAACCGCCUGCGUUUAAUCGCAGCAUCAUCCUACAUCGCUAGGCAAAAUGUAGAACAAAGCUCCAGUCACGAACCAUUUACAAGAUGCACUGAAGUGUGUCUGAGCCAACAGUAAGUGUGCAGGACUGUUUGUGUGCACGAGAGGUGUUUCAUACUUUCAUACCUCAUAUGAUUUUAAAAUAUUUUGUGAUACCUUUUUCAAUAAUGUAACAGUGUACGAGAUAACAUUAUUUUUCUAUUAAUUCCAACUUGUCCUUGACUCUCCCUGUACAAAAAGAAAAGCUCAUGGUAUGAAUUCUAUGUAAUUCUUGAGAAGUGACGACCGUAAGAUUUCUAAGAAAAUGAUCUCUGAGAAGAAUCCACUGUUGCGAGUGCAGACUAGUUUCUUACGACUGAUCAGUACCUCAUGUACUCAUGUAUUUUUCAUGCACCGAUGCCCCGACUUUGCUGAAGUCCAGUCCCAAAAAGUGUCUGCCAGAGUCGGGCAUCUGCUCUCCUUCGUGUGGUCCAGAUUUUAGACACCAAGCUGGUGGAUUUAAGGCUGUAGUGCAGCAACGGGAUUGGGCAAAACAGAUGCUACAAAAACCAAAUCAUGUGAUGCUUUAUUCAGCUUUUAAACACACAUUUGGGUUCCAGGCUGCGCUUGAGAGAUUCAUCAUGUGUUUCCUAUCAACAGCGAGGCAGAUCAUGUCAUAUUGUGUCAUUAAAGCCAUCCUGCUCUGUAGAGUUUGUACCUGUCCUGUGUUGAAAGAGCAUCAUUUGAUCCCCUCGUCAGCAGUGUUAACGGCGACACGUCACUGCCGUGUAAAGUCAGGAUGGGGUUUUCGUUGCGGUAAUGUGACCCUCGUCAUCUGAGUUGUGUAUUUCGUCCAGUUCAGUGUGCAUGUCACAUCUUUGAACCGCUUCACACAAUGAAUACUCCACAUGCUUUUGUGUGCUCCUGUGUUGAUUCCUGAGUGCGUGUACCACAUUGUAUUGACAUGUUUGGUGACUUUCAUCACAUGCAGUUUGUUUUAAUUGUAUUAGUCGUCAUUAUGACUAUUAUUUAUUGGCAUUGUAGCUGAGUGGUAAUUACUGAAUUGAUGCUCGGUUCAUUUUUAUGACUGAUAACAAACUUUUUUCCCCCCUUUUAGUUAAUCAAAGUCAUAUAUUGGCUCUCUACCACAAGCACUAAAAGGUUCAUCACAGAUAUGUCAGUAUUAUAUUGUGCAAUGUAUUGAAAUGUUAAUCAGCUUUAUUUUUAAUGUUCUCUGCUUCUUUUCUGUCCCCCCCCUUAAGCUGUUAGCUUUUACUUUUCAUGAUAGACCAAAUCAGAUUCGUUUUUGUUCAUUCAUCGGUGGGCAUCUGUUGAAAAUUAAGAAUCCUCAACAGUUUGUUUUAUGAAUUGCCUGUAUAGCUAGAACACUCACUAUUCCUGAAAAGGGCAAAACGACUGCGGCGCAGUGUUGCUGUCGUCGCUCAACACAAACCCUGUUGCACCCUCCGCUCUGAACAAGCCUACAGCUACACUACGCUGCUGCGCUGUAAGCUUUACUUGACUUGAAAACGGUAACAUGACGAACCAAAGACUUAACGUCCAGAGGCCUUCUGUUUUAACCGGUUGCUUCAUUUGAACGCUUGACUCAUUAUGCAGGGGGGGGGGGGGGGGAUUAAAAACCUCACACACACACACACACACACACCUGUACCACAUCCCUCUCAUCUGAAACAUAAGCGUUGAUGCUCCAAACUAAUGCUGACGGCAUACGAGAGAGAGAAUUUCCUACGGAAAUGAAUAUUGCAGAUCUUUUUCUGGUUUCCUUCUCUGCGGGCGAGGAGCUGUGGGUCAUUUGCGUCAGCGCUCCCUCCCUCCUGUGUACAGUUGUAAAAGUAUUGCCUGUUUCCUGACUAAAGUUUUAUUUCUGUGGCGGGAGCAGCCAACAUCCUCAAUGCAGUGUAAAGAUAAUCUCUUGUACAUUUGCCUUUUCUACUCAUGUUUGGUUUUCUACUUCAUUUUUUCCCUGUACAUAAAGACCAAUAAAUUAUUUUUAAAAAUGA